This is a messenger RNA of Clonostachys byssicola, 1014 nucleotides long. The record is from the annotation of a GenBank genome assembly. Lineage: Eukaryota; Fungi; Ascomycota; Sordariomycetes; Hypocreales; Bionectriaceae.
AUGAAAAUUGCCUCUCUUGUAUUGGGAUACGCUGCGCUGGCAGCAGCGGCAGCCCAUGGACCAGGUCUUUUUGAGCGUCAGCAAAGCAAUAGCUUCGCUGGCGUGAACUCUUUCUUUCUACACGCUUUUAAAGAGGCAGAUAGACUUGAGGUUCUCGACGCAAUCCAAGCCGCAAACCUCAAAGUCUUGCGACUUUUCAUAUCUGAAACAUUUUCAAAUUUCAAGAACACUGGAUCGAUCUACAUGCCUGACGUUGAGCCUCAGACAGUCGGGGUCUGGGAUGAUACUCAGCUGGAAGCCAUUGACCAGCUCAUGGUAGAAGCCCAUGCUCGAAACAUCAAAUUGACCAUCGCUCUGCACGAUCGAUAUCAACUCGGCUGCUGGGGGAAUGAUGCCUACGUCGACAAGUACCAUCUUCCCGCAGUAGACUGCUCAACAGGAAAAGCCAGUGACAACAACGUCGAGUUCUGGUACUCAGAUAAAAACUGCAUUUCGGACUUUGAGAACCGCAUCCGUCAUAUCCUCGAGCACCGUAAUGCCCGUAUUUCAGGUAGUCCUGCUUGGAAAGACCUCUCUAGUCAUAUCUUCUCCUUCAACAUUCAAAACGAAGGCCAGGGCCAUUUGAAUGGCAAUAUUGCCCCUCAUCCUUCUUGGUGCGACAUCCCCGAAAACUGGGCGUGCGCUGCGCUGGACCUCGUCAAUAUACAUUCAUACAGCGGCGUGGCUGAGUUCCGGAACAAAGGGCCUGCCGCGCUACAGCGAGCCCUUAACGCGAAUAAGCUGAUGCUGUUUGAGGAGUUUGGAGCUUCCGGCAGUGGCAAGGCUAACGAGAUCGCGCAGCACAUUGCCGUCUUCAAUGAUCUCCGUGUCCCAUGGUUGCCUUGGCAGAUUAGCAAACCGGGCAACGGCCAGGCUGACUUUGAAUUCUGGACAAACGAAGAUACAUAUGGUGCUGUGCGAGAUGGGUCUAACGCAGCUGCGGGACUAAAUGCUGCUCAAAGUUGGUCUAUCUAG